AUGUCUAACGCAUUCGUUGUUGGAAUGUUCAGCUUGAUCAACGGCGUUCGUCGCUCACAGCAGGCGGGCAACUCGCAGACCUUCUACUGCUUUUACGACACUGUGUUCCGCUCCGAGAUCACGACGUCAUCCCCCGCACAGCUCCGUGUGUAUAGCCCAGUCGGAGGACAGGUUGCUCGAGAUGACACACUCGCGUUCGUCGUCGCUACGGCGUAUUUCAAUCGCAAUGGCCCUAUCCUCUUGGACGCCCAGCCCAACAGUUUUUCCCUUUUCCAGGAGAUCCGUCACAGGACUCGUACUGUAGUUUUUCGACCUUAG
This is a messenger RNA of Coniophora puteana RWD-64-598 SS2, 318 nucleotides long. RefSeq lists its product as uncharacterized. NCBI's taxonomy places the organism in Eukaryota, Fungi, Basidiomycota, Agaricomycetes, Boletales, Coniophoraceae. The transcript has a single exon. The record is from RefSeq and is a predicted model, not a curated record. Bases 1 to 318 code for a protein of 105 amino acids.